Molecule: messenger RNA, 4861 nt
Organism: Zootoca vivipara (common lizard)
Lineage: Eukaryota; Metazoa; Chordata; Lepidosauria; Squamata; Lacertidae
Gene: GLMN
Product: glomulin, FKBP associated protein
Cellular component (GO): cytoplasm
Molecular function (GO): ubiquitin-protein transferase inhibitor activity
Source: RefSeq, a predicted model, not a curated record
UUGAGCUCUCAACCGCCGAGGUGCUGUUAGGCCACGAGUGGGUGGGGCGGCGUUUCUGCUGCUGCUGCCGGCGGCCGCCGCAGCUUUCGCCACAAGGCCUAGUGGAGGUUGCUGCGGGGCUGCUCCUUCAGAGUCCUUGAAGAUCAGGAAAUAAUGGCUGAAGAUGAACUUCGAGACAUCAUUCAAAGAUGUCAAAUUCUGGAAGAAGAGGAUUUCAAAGGGGAAGACUUCAACCUUUUUCAAGUUGCGGGACAGAAGUGCUUUGAAGAAGGAUAUGUCGCCGAUGUACUGGAAGUUGUUCAAAAUGAGAAAAACAGGGUUAUUGUCAAAAGCAUGGGCUGGAAUCUUGUUGGUCCUUUAAUCAGGUGCCUGCUGAAGUAUAAGCAAGAUGAAGUUGAGAGGGAACACUGCCUGAAAAUACUAGAUAAGUUGAUGGAGCUGUGCAGUCCCAAAGAGCUUGUGCUGGGUUUCUUGGAGCAGAUUGAACAAGCUUCUGGGGAACAUAGGUCUCGAACUAUUUUGCUUUUACUGAAACCUCUACAGGAAGUGCUUCUGAAACUCCAGAAUAAGAAAGCCUAUUCGGUGGGGUUGUCAUUGUCUACCAUUUUGAACCAGAUUUCGCUUCUGCCAGUACCUUACACAAAGCAACAACUACAAGAAGACAAGCAUGGUCUCUGCCAGUGUUGCAAUGCUUUAACACAUUUUGUGAAUCCUUUUGUGGAGGAGGUUGUUAAACACAUGGAGACCUCAUCAAGUGGAGAUUACAAAGAAUUGAAGGAGGAAUUGCUAAGAUAUUGCCUGAAAAGCUUGAAAUAUCCCCUGCUAAUGGCAGAGCUGGAUCAACUGUCUGAAGAUACUCCUCAGUAUUCCCUGAGGCAGUUUGGUGCAGACAUACUAGGCAUUUUGCUGGAUAUUAGAGAAUUGCUCCCAAAAGUAUUCUCUUGGCAUAGAUGCAAAUAUGAAUGCUGGGAUGAGGACAUACUAGAAAUGGACAAAGAGCAAUCAGCAGAGUCUCUGGCAUGUCUGUCUUAUAUGGUGUUUGUUCAAGACUGCUUUGGUACUGACUGCCUUCCAGUCGUCUUCAACCCACCAUACAUUCUGCAGUGCAACAUGGUGCAUGUUGGAGUACUGUUGAAAAGGACAGAAGAAUCUAUUUUAUCAAAAGGACUUGCGCUAUUGGAGAACUGUCUACUGAGGCUGGAAGAUAAUAGCCUUUUGCUUGAGUAUUUGGAGUUCAAAGGCUUCAUUACAACACCUCAGGAUUUGGUAAAGGUCAUGACGCUGUGCCCUUUUGAACAUCUGAGAAAGAAGAGUUUAAAGAUUUUACAAUUGUAUAUAGAGAAGUUUGAAGAAGAGGGGAAAUUCACGUUGUUCAGAUGUUUGUUGAAGACAAGUAACCAUUCUGGGGUAGAAGGAUUCAUCAUUCAGAAUAUUAAAAAUCAAAUUGAUUUAUCCUUACAGAGUACAACAGGAAGUAAGUUUUUUACUGGACUCCAGUUGGUCUCACUGUUAGACAUAAUACUCUCACUACCUGAAGGUGCUGAAACUGAUCUUCUUCAGAACUCAGACAGGAUUAUGGCAUCACUAAACCUGCUGCGAUAUUUAGUCAUUAAGGAUAAUGAAAAUGACAAUCAAACCUGCGUGUGGACAGAACUUUGCAAAAUUGAAAGAAAUUUCUUGAAGCCCUUGCACACUGGACUUAAUAUGUCAAGAGCACAUUAUGAAGCAGAAAUAAAGAAUAAAAAAGAGAACAAAAGAGAAUCUCAUGUUUCCAAGAAGAUUUGCUCUUUAACAGUAGCUGGAGAAAAGAUGCCCCACAUGACAACUGAAAUGGAGCUUCAGGUUCUCCACUCAGCUCUUUACACAUUUGAUUUGAUAGAGAGUGUUCUUGCCAGGGUAGAAGAACUCAUUGAAACCAAAACAAAUGCUGCAGCUGAAGAAACUACUAGGAUCAAGUGAUGCUUUCUGCCUCCCUUAUCCCAAUAGUGUUUCACACUGUGCACUCUGUUUCUACUUCUGUCAUUAUGACUUUACUUGAAAAGAUAAAAAUACCAACCUUUUAAGUAUACACCAAGUCGUCGUUACAUAGCUGCUGGGAAAGAAGGCAUAAGAAUAUUUUUCUACAUCUUCAGAUUUUAAAGGAAUUGUUAAACCUGAUUGGUAUUUUUACAAAAUACGUGUAGAAGUGUGUCUUAGCAUUCAUUAAAAACGCUCGACCAGUAUCAGUGAAAGGAAGCCUCUGGCAAUGUCUUUGGUUGGCAGAUCUCCCAGGAGCAUCUAUACCUAUGAGGAUUCAUGGAUGGGUGAACACAGUGAACUUUUUCCUGGCACAGCCUGUUUUAUAACCCUACUGUGACAUAAAGCACUUGAUUCAAUGUAAUGGCGAAACAGAAAUGGGAACACAUGUUCUCUCUCAAGGAUUCUUUUUCAGUAACCAGAACUGCAGAAGAUUUUCAUUUUUUCCCUUAGCCAUAGGUUUAUACAUACCCUGUGAUGGGCGUCUAAUUUUCACCAACCAAAAUACACUUAGAAAACAGCCAACCUAUUUGGUACAGACCUCAAGUAUUCAGAAAAUAGCAAGGAAAAAGCAAAAAAUAAAAGUGAUAAAUUCCCUUACUGGCAUUACAUCAUACCUGCAAGACAAGUAAGAGAACACAAAUGCCUCAAGAUGUAGGAUAUGAGAGAAAUUAUAAAUUGCAAAACAACAUCAAACAUCAGGUUAUGUGAAAUAUAUUCAACAAAUACACAAGACGUAACCGGCUGUGCAUUCACAUAAAUAAUGCUCUUCUAUAUUUUCCACAAUAUCAAAUAUUUUUCUCAUACAUAAUCAACACAUAAAGUUCAACAAAGUAAACAGAAGUCCCAAUAGAUCAGUUCAUUCAUAAAGUCCAAAUAUUUGCUAGUUUCUAUUCCAUGUAUGUCUUUGUAUAUUCAUAAAAUCUGUUUACUUUGUUGAACUUUAUGUGUUGAUUAUGUAUGAGAGAAAUAUUUGAUAUUGUGGAAAAUAUAGAAGAGCAUCAUUUAUGUGAAUGCACAGCCGGUUACGUCUUGUGUGUGUGUUGAAGAAAUUAUAAAUUGGCAUGUGCUUUAUUGACAUUAGAGAGAGUACAUUCUAGACUUGCAGUGUAGGUACUAAGAACCCAUUUCAGUUAUCAUAGAACUGAUUCGGAGAUAUAUAGCAGCAUGUUGCAGCACUGUUAGAUGUAGGUAGAUUAAACAGUUACUUGGAGAAAAUAGAAUCACCUCAUGGUAGUAAGGCCCAGCAGCCCAUCAUUAUGAUGUUACAUUAUGAUGACAAAGGUGAGUUAUCCUACCUACCAUUUCAACUAUGAGUAAAUUCCUCACUGCAAAUUUGCUUGGUCAUUUCUGGAAAUAUAUCUGAGCAAGUACAAGCAGAUCAGAAUGAAAAGUCUGGGAGGUGGGAGUUCAUUGACUUAAAUAUACAAAUUGUUUAGUAAUAGAUUUUCCAUCAUGAAUGGAAAUAAAAGAAUAACAAGUUCUAAAUAAUUCUUAGAAAAGAAAACAUUAAAUUGGGUAGGCUACAAUUAUGCCAUUUUUUUGCAAAGUUAUGUACAUUUUUAAAGGUGUUACUCUUGAAUAAAGACACAUUCUUCGUCAGUAUUUUACAUCUGGUUAUCCAUUUCAAGUGAACAGUAGUAUGUCUUGGAUGGUUAUACAGGAAAUUAAACUAAGAAAUCACACACUGAUUUUAAUCCUGAAUGUAACAUCCAGAAAUGCGCUUUCAAAAUGACAUGCUUAUUGCUUUGUGGAUACAUUUUUUAAAAGCACAAAAUUGAGACUAUUUUGCAAAUAAACAUGGCCAAACUUUUUUGAAUAAAACAUUAAGUGGUGUUUACUAAACUACAAGCCAGUUGACUUUGAUGAAGCAUUUUCCAAACACAGCUUUGUUCUACAAUCUGUGUCUUUGCCAUUAGCAUUCUGUAGCGAAUGUUGUCCAGAUGCGGUUUUGAAGUAGUCUUUACAAGGAGAGAAAUAAAGCAGGUUAUAGUAAUGGUUUGUGCAAUUAAUACACCAUAAGAGUUGAAAAUAACUUGGGAUUCUUUCUGCAAGAAAGAAAGAUCCUGAAUGAAAGUACUAACGAGGGUUUGUAAAAUAACAGAUUUUACUUGCAGGGUCCUGUUUCGGAGAUUUUUAGCUUCUAUUUUGAAAUGAAAGUCUACAAAUGACUCAUCUUCAAGUGACUAUGUUUAAAAAUGCUUAAAAUUUAAUACUUUAAUUCUGAUUUUAUAUUGGUGUGAUUGAAAGAAAAAUCUUAGGUUAAACUGAAGUAACUCUUUAAAGGAACAAGUAGUUAUUUUGAAGAGCAUAGCUUAAAAUAGUCUUAGUCUUUAAUUUUAUUUCUGGUUUUGCUGCAAAGUAAACUACAGGGAACACUUUUUAAAAAUUAGGUAUGUAUUCUUAAAUAAUUAUUGCCAAAAGUAUUUAUGUAGAAGUACUGUAUCUUAUUCAUAUAUCACAUUAAGCAUUUGGCCCUAUAUGUAUCUGCCAGUCAAGUAUCUAUAAUUAGUAUUACAAGCACCAAAUAGCAAAUAACUAUUUUAUUCACUUACAUGUCACUUUUCCUCCAAGGAUAUCCUUGGUUAUUCUUCCCACCUUUUAAAAAAAAAAUAAUCACAACAGCCCUGUGAAGGUUGGCCAGUGGGUUUUAUACCAGAACCUUCCCUGCUCUUGUUUGGCACUUAAAACACUAAACCACAUUGGCUCAUUUUAGAUGCAGUUACAUGCUUAGCACGUAUGAGAGACUUUUCAAGAAAGUAUGUGGAAAUCUUAUUAAUGUAUUCUGUAUCGUCAUAGCUGUUUUGCUGUACGUUAUUACUUGACAAUUAAAUUCUGCUACUUA